AUGGACAUCGACACAAUAAAGAAGCUCCUGGUAGACGUUCAAGUAUUGCUGGACGCUUAUCAGUCCGACGCCACGGAGACCUCUCGGGCUGAGGCCCAGGAGAAGGCGCUCGGAUUGGCCUGCGCAUUGGAAAAGCCUCGCGAUGCGAUCUUGAAAAUUGCCUACUCUCCAACAGUUGUCAUGGCCGUGAAAGUGGCCCAUGACUUGAAGGUGUUGCCAACGUUGGCGAAAGCCACGUCUCCCGUGCCACUAAACGAGCUUGCGGCCUUGAAGCCGGCAGACCCUUUGUUGGUUGAGCGUAUGAUGCGUGUCCUAGUAGCCCAUGGUUUUGCCGAGGAGCCAGAGCCAUGUGAAUAUCUCCCUACGGCCCUCUCCAAAGAAAUGACCCAGCGGACGUCAAUUGGUAUCGUUGAGUCCCUCUUCCUCGAGUUCCUUCCCGGUAUCCGCAAAGUUCCCGAGUACCUCCAGGAUGGCUUUGCCUGGUUCUGCGAGAAUCCCGCUGCCCUCACCCGUUUCAACGCCUUCAUGGAAGGCCAGCGUGCUGAUCGUCCUCACUGGGCUGACUGGUUCCCCAUCUCCGAUCAGAUCCUAGCUAGUGCUCACAAAGGCUCAGAUGGGACCCUCUUAGUGGAUAUCGGGGGUGGUCGCGGACAUGACUUGCUCGGCUUCAAGCAACGGUUCCCUGACGCUCCCGGUAAGCUGGUCCUAGAGGAUCUGCCCACGGUGAUUGAGGAGGCACGGUCCGCCCUUGAUCCCGAGGGCAAGGGCAUUGAUGCGGUUGGAUAUGAUUUCUUCGCUCAAGAACAGCCGAUCAAAGUUGCCCGUGUCUACUAUUUCCGGAACCUCUUCCACGAUUGGUCGGACGAUAAGGCGCGCCUCAUCAUCAGGAAUCUCAUCCCUGCCAUGGAACGCGGCUACUCAAAGGUGCUUAUGGAGGAUGAUGGUAUUUUGCUCCGACUAGAGCGCACACGCCAGCGAUUCACAAACUUACUGGAGUCUGCCGGUUUGAAGGUGACUAAGUUCUGGGCCCGUGAGGGAGAUGGACAGGGAAUUAUUGAGGCGGAGCUGGCCUAG
This is a messenger RNA of Aspergillus bombycis, 1074 nucleotides long. Its product is annotated as O-methyltransferase. The record is from RefSeq and is a predicted model, not a curated record. Gene Ontology annotation, molecular function: O-methyltransferase activity. The transcript has 7 exons. Bases 1 to 1074 code for a protein of 357 amino acids. NCBI's taxonomy places the organism in Eukaryota, Fungi, Ascomycota, Eurotiomycetes, Eurotiales, Aspergillaceae.